UUCUGUGUUGCAAUACUGUUCUCGUAAGGUUUUGUUUUCUUUUAUAGUUCCUCGGCUGUAACAUAAAGAAGAACGUUGUCAUGCCAUUACAAGUUCACGACGUUCAGCAAAAUGUUGUGGAGCCUAUGCAAAUCGAUGUUCCUACAGAAGAUAAUGACAAUGCUGAAGAAGAAUCAUACAUCGUGGAAAAUCCAACAUUGGACUUGGAAGUUUAUGCCAAUAGCUACACUGGUCUUGCUAAACUCUAUAGGCUUAUAUACAUAGCCGAUCAUUGUCCAGUGUUAAGGAUAGAGGCAUUGAAAAUGGCUAUAUCAUAUGUAAUGACAACAUAUAAUGUCUCUUUGUAUGUUAUAUUGCACAAAAAAUUAGUGCAAGCUGUAGACACACUUGGAUUGCCAGAUGUUGCAGCACAAUCAUCCCAGGAUAUGUUAACUUUAGAUCAAGCUUGGGUUGAAUCACGUUCCAAAAAGGCUGCUUUAAAACUAGAGAAAUUUGAUACAGAUCUUAAGAAUUAUAGAAGUAAUUCAAUUAAAGAAAGUAUCAGAAGAGGUCAUGAUGAUUUAGGAGAUCAUUAUCUAGAUUGUGGAGAUCUUGUUCAUGCCUUAAAAUGUUAUUCCAGAGCAAGAGAUUAUUGUACCAGUGGGAAACAUAUUGUUAAUAUGUGUCUAAAUGUUCUAAAAGUUUCUGUUUAUUUACAAAAUUGGGCUCAUGUACUGAGCUAUGUAACAAAAGCAGAAAGUACACCAGAUUUUUGUGAUGCUCAUGGUAAAGACAACAGUCAGGCUAUAGCUACAAAAUUAAAAGUUGCAGCUGGUUUAGCAGAUUUAGCAACCAGAAAAUACAAGAUGGCUGCCAGGCAUUUUUUACAAGCAUCAUUGGAUCAUUGUGAUUGCCCUGAAUUGUUAUCCCCUAGCAAUGUUGCUUUAUAUGGGGGACUUUGUGCUUUAGCUACAUUUGAUAGGCAUGAGUUACAGAAACAAGUUAUUUUUAGUAGUUCCUUUAAAUUGUUUUUAGAAUUGGAACCACAAUUAAGAGAUAUUAUCUUCAAAUUUUAUGAAUCAAAAUACGCAUCUUGCUUAAAAUUACUAGACGAGAUUAAGGAUAAUAUACUUCUGGAUAUGUAUAUAGCACCACAUGUUAACGCAUUAUACACACAAAUUCGAGAUAGAGCACUGAUACAAUAUUUUAGUCCAUACUUAAGUGCAGACAUGAGACGCAUGGCAACUGCUUUUAAUAGGACAGUCUCUGAAUUGGAAGAUGAGCUUAUGCAAUUAAUUCUCAAUGGUCAAAUACAAGCUCGUAUAGAUUCUCAUAAUAAAAUUCUUUAUGCAAAAGACGUCGAUCAACGUAGUACGACGUUUGAAAAAUCUAUGAGCGUUGGGAAAGAAUAUCAAAGGCGUACACGUAUGUUAAUUUUAAGGGCUGCAAUGCUUAAACAACAAAUUCAAGUUAAGAGCCCACAACGUGAUAGCACUCAAGGAGGAGAGAUGUCAGUUACCUGGAAGCAAUAAUUCAGUGAUUUUCAUUAAUCGUGGAUAGAUCUGUCAGCAUCAAAUUUUCUUCGAUAUGUGUGAGUGGCAAUAUAGAACUAUAUUACUAAAAUUGUUAUUAUUUUAUCAUGAUAUAAUAGAUUUAAGCAAUUAUGACAAAAUAGACAGUAAUCGGAUAGAAUCAUGAGUACAUUUACCCGCGGUUAUUUGCGCGCGAAAGUCAAACUUUGCAAUGUAGUAAUUUAAUGAAGCAUAAUGAAAUCAAUAUUUUUCUGUGCCAAAUAUUCUGAACUUAUAACUAUAUUAAAAAUUGUAUGUUUCAAAAUGGUGCACU
Messenger RNA from Eufriesea mexicana, 1824 nucleotides. It is a transcript of the gene CSN1b, whose product is annotated as COP9 signalosome subunit 1b. Lineage: Eukaryota; Metazoa; Arthropoda; Insecta; Hymenoptera; Apidae. The record is from RefSeq and is a predicted model, not a curated record. The coding region runs from base 81 to 1511 and encodes 476 amino acids. The transcript has 6 exons. Gene Ontology annotation, cellular component: COP9 signalosome.